CAAGAAUAGACCCGGGUUCGAGCCGUCCCCUCGCGUUAGCCGGUUUGAAUGUGGCCUCCCUCGACAUAAAAAGAGAGCGGUCAUGUGUCGUUCCCUCCCUCUCUGACUCUGUUCGUCGGCUAGGCUGCACUAAACCUACCCAAAACAACACACCAGAAAACAACCAUGUCUGACAAACUUAACUACAAAGUUGCUGACAUCAGCCUGGCCGACUGGGGGCGUAAGGCUAUCGACAUCGCAGAGAACGAGAUGCCCGGUCUGAUGAAGAUGAAGGAGAUGUACGGUCAGUCCAAGCCGCUGAAGGGCGCCCGCAUCGCUGGCUGCCUCCACAUGACCCUGCAGACCGCCGUGCUCAUCGAGACCCUCACCGCCAUCGGAGCUGAGGUUCAGUGGUCCAGCUGUAACAUCUUCUCCACUCAGGAUCACGCCGCUGCUGCCAUCGCCAAGACCGGUGUUCCAGUGUACGCGUGGAAAGGAGAGACGGAUGAGGAGUAUGUUUGGUGCAUCGAGCAGACGCUGUACUUCAAGGACGGUCAGCCCCUCAACAUGAUCCUGGACGACGGAGGAGACCUCACCAACAUGGUCCACACCAAAUACCCCAAACUGCUCGCAGGUAUCCGUGGUGUCUCAGAGGAGACCACUACAGGUGUACACAACCUGUACAAGAUGAUGAAAAAUGGCGAGCUGAAAAUGCCCGCAAUCAACGUCAACGACUCCGUCACAAAGAGUAAGUUUGACAACCUGUACGGCUGCAGGGAGAGUCUCAUCGACGGCAUCAAGAGAGCCACGGAUGUGAUGAUUGCCGGUAAGGUGGCGGUGGUGGCUGGGUACGGGGACGUGGGCAAAGGCUGCGUCCAGGCUCUGCGCGGCUUCGGAGCCCGCGUCAUCGUCACAGAGGUUGACCCCAUCAACGCCCUGCAGGCCGCCAUGGAAGGUUAUGAGGUGACCACCAUGGAUGAAGCUUCAAAGGAAGGAAACAUCUUCGUCACCACCACCGGCUGCGAGGACAUCAUCGUGGGACAUCACUUUGAGAACAUGAAGGACGACGCCAUUGUGUGCAACAUCGGACACUUUGACUGUGAGAUCGACAUAAGCUGGCUCAACAAGAACGCUGCAGAGAAGAUCAACAUCAAGCCUCAGGUGGAUCGCUACCGGAUGAAGAGUGGCCGUCACAUCAUCCUCCUGGCCGAGGGCCGCCUGGUGAACCUGGGCUGCGCCAUGGGACACCCGUCCUUCGUCAUGAGCAACUCCUUCACCAACCAGGUUCUGGCUCAGAUCGAGCUGUGGAAGAACACGGACAAAUACCCCAUCGGAGUCCACUUCCUGCCCAAGAAGCUGGACGAGCAGGUGGCCGCCGCCCACCUGGACAAACUGGGGGUGAAGCUGACCAAGCUGACAGACAAACAGGCCAAGUACCUGGGUCUGCCCAUCGAGGGGCCCUUCAAACCGGACCACUACCGCUACUGAGCGCCCACCCCUGGGGGGGAGAGGAGAGGAAGUGGAUAGAUUGGUGUUUACAUUUUGGACCCCAUGUGUCAGAUUUUCAGGGACGUGGAGACGAUUGUGUUUGUUUCUUCCCCUUUUUAAUAUCAAAUAACUACUGAUGCAUCCGUGUGGAUCCAAGAAGUUUGGAAACACCUGGCUCUGCUUUAUUAAGUGAGAUCAAACGUAUUAUACCAAACUGCUCGCAAUUGAUUGUGGCUUUAUAUUUGAGUCCAUAUUAGAAAUUUGACAACAUUUCCAUUGAUUGUGCAGCUCUAAUCAGAGCGGGCGAAGGGGGGCCUCUAAAGCAAAGUCCAGCCCUGUUCUUCAGCUGACACCAUCUUAGUUUUAAUGCCAAUCCCUUCAGACCUCCACCGCCUCCUCUUCCUCCUCAUCAUCACUCUUCUGAAACAUUUCUACAGUGGCUGUUAGCCUUACUCUGUUUGUCAUUCCCUGUCCCUUUAUGGAAUAAAACCCACCCUGAUGCUUCUCUAUCUGAGCCCCUCUCUGUCUCGAGGUGGAAGGUGAUUACAAACUAAACGGUUAAAUGUACAGCGGCCUUAUUCCAAUGUAUUUGCAUUAGCGCUGCCCUGUGUAGCGCUAACACAGGAUGAGAUGCUCUGUUUCUGGAUGCGUUUACUGAGAGAUCCGGUGUAAAGAGAAGCACUGCUGCCCAAAUCACCACCAAAGCACGUCACCUGCCCGAUUUCUAGAAAAAGUCUUAAUAUUUUUGUCGCCUAAUUUCUUUUAAAUGUAGUUAUUUAAUUUGACACAGGGGGCUUAAUCAUGAGCAGUGCCCCCACAUCCACUUCUGUCAUGUGUCAGCGUGACGUUCAGGCACUGGCUCAUUUCUCAGCGGUUACAGCCUGAGUUCAACUGCCUGUAUACGAUGGAAUUGAAAGUGUGACGAAUGAGAAAAAUAAAACAUGUUAAAUCUGAA
This is a messenger RNA of Trematomus bernacchii (emerald rockcod), 2422 nucleotides long. RefSeq names its product adenosylhomocysteinase (gene ahcy). The record is from RefSeq and is a predicted model, not a curated record. Gene Ontology annotation, biological process: L-methionine cycle. The transcript has 11 exons. Lineage: Eukaryota; Metazoa; Chordata; Actinopteri; Perciformes; Nototheniidae. Gene Ontology annotation, cellular component: cytosol. Gene Ontology annotation, molecular function: adenosylhomocysteinase activity. Bases 166 to 1467 code for a protein of 433 amino acids.